Molecule: messenger RNA, 2928 nt
Organism: Amblyraja radiata (thorny skate)
Lineage: Eukaryota; Metazoa; Chordata; Chondrichthyes; Rajiformes; Rajidae
Gene: rab35b
Product: RAB35, member RAS oncogene family b
Exons: 6
Coding region: 151-756 (201 amino acids)
Biological process (GO): Rab protein signal transduction
Molecular function (GO): GTPase activity; GTP binding
Source: RefSeq, a predicted model, not a curated record
GCAGGGAGACGGCGCUGUGAGCCGAGCGUUUCCGGAAAUAGCCGAUCCGAGCGGGAGCCGGAGAGCCGAGCCCCGUCCUGCUCAAAGACUCGAAGGAAGCGGCGCCGUCACCGAGACACUGAGCCGAGCUGCCUGCUCAGCGCCGCAAACAUGGCCAGGGAUUACGACCACCUCUUCAAGCUCCUCAUCAUCGGGGACAGCGGUGUAGGGAAAAGUAGCCUCUUACUACGAUUUGCAGAUAACACAUUUUCAGGCAGCUACAUUACUACGAUAGGGGUGGAUUUUAAGAUAAGAACGGUGGAAAUCAAUGGCGAAAAGGUUAAGUUGCAGAUCUGGGACACAGCUGGGCAAGAACGAUUCCGAACCAUCACUUCCACGUAUUACAGAGGCACUCACGGGGUUAUAGUGGUAUAUGAUGUCACCAGUGCAGAAUCAUUUGUUAACGUCAAGCGGUGGUUACAUGAAAUAAACCAGAAUUGUGAUGAUGUGUGUCGGAUACUGGUGGGCAACAAGAAUGACGAUCCUGCACGCAAAGUAGUAGAGACCAACGAUGCACAAAAAUUUGCAGAACAGAUGGGCAUUCAACUUUUUGAAACCAGUGCAAAGGAGAACCUCAACGUCGAAGAGAUGUUCAACUGCAUCACAGAGCUCGUGCUGCGUGCCAAGAAAGAAAACUUAGCCAAACAGCAGCAACAGCAGCAGAAUGACGUCAUCAAACUGUCCAAAAACAGUAAAAAGAAGAGGAAGUGUUGCUAACGAGGAACAAAAUAAACGGACUUCUUUGCAAUGAACAGUCCCUUUCACUCGGACUUGUAUAUCAUAAAUUCAGAAACAAACGUUCUUUUACAUCCCCACCCCACCUCUGCCCCACAACUCUCCCCUCACCCACACCCUCACCCCGAGCCCUGGGAGGAUCAUGUUUGAGAGCAGAUGUGGAGUCUUGUUGGCUCGGUGCUGUUGCUCCUAUAUUUCAAUUUCCGAAUUAUUAUUUUUCCAUUGAAAGUGACUGCGGCAAUGGAGCUCAGUGCCAAGAUCGGAGCAGAUCAUCUCAUUCCAUUUGAUUUGUAUGGAUCUACAGAGAAAAUAAAUGAGUGACUUGUCUCGCUUAAGGGAUUUAAAAACCCUGUACAUAAUGUACAGCUUUAAUGCCACCCCUUCCUCAUCGCUUCGCCUAAUACUUUCAGAUGCCAAGAAAUCAUGAAGCACCUUCAUUCUAUCUUCUAUUUUGAUUUUUAAUAAGUAAAUAUUUUUGGAUCCAAGCUGCUGACUAAUGUUGAUGCACGGUGGCCACUAGCUGCUUCCAGUUUUGCACCAUUUCCGCUGUUAGACUCGCACUGUUGUUAUCUGAUUCGUCGUUUGUGGUUGGGGAAGAGGUGGGGUAAAUAUGGAAAGCAACUGCAAUGGAGGGAGAAAGGGACAUUGGCUUGCUAAUUGUGCUAGACAAUUUUAUCAAUGGAAUUGGAGACCUCAUUUGGAGUUUUUUUUUAAUCAUCAAGUAACUACUCCACUAUUUAUAUUUAAAAAAUGGGUCCAGAGUUUUUGGCUGAUGAAUUUAUCAUGUUGGAUGAUAAUUAGCCUUCUACUAUGAUGGGGAGGGGUGGGGCAGGUAAAUAAUGGAGAAAAAAAAGUAACUAAAUAAAUUGUGAAAUAAGGCAAGGUGAAUGAACGGUGUUUUUAAUAUCUGUCAAUCAUGUGCAUUGGCUUAACGCGUGUUAAUAUCUCAGCCCUUCAACCUAGAAGGCAUGAGCUUGGUAUGUGAUAAUGUCUUUUUCUAAACAGCACACAGUUGAUGCCCUGUGGUAAAAUAAAUCCAACAGUACAUCUUGUACUGGGGUGGAGGGGAGGGUGGUCUUGCAUUUUAAAAUGGAAGGUUAGAAAUUGUAGGGGAGACCAAAUCCAUGGUGUUGUGUCGGAGGGAAAAAACAAUUGGAAUUUCCACUACCGAAGUGAGAGCCCUUGGAAUGAGUCUGUGCAAUUGGAUACCAGUUGGGAAACCCUGUUUUAUUGCUAAUUUAUCAACUCCACCUGAGAAGCUGCAAGGCGGCUGAAAAAUGUCAUGAUUCGUGAGUGUGGAAUGCAAUAGUAAGACUGGAAUAUGGCUAUAUGUGCCUGCCCCAUGUUACAAUCCGAGAGUACAAAUUGAAGAAAUAUAAAAAAGUUUACGCUUGAUCAUUCUAUACUUAAUGUUGACGUUGGGUGCCUGAAAUGGACGUGCCCUUUUCCCCAAACAUUAACAUCCUGCACCUUGGUGUUAUAAGGUGGCCCCUGUUCCACCUUAUAACACACCAGCCAGUCAUUGCCUCAUUGCCGCAUAGAGAUCUCUCUUAUGUGGAUAGGAUAAUGAACUGCCUCCAGCUAUGAGAGUUCAGAAUGCAAUCAGUGUGGGUGAAAUCUGCAGCACAAGACUGUCUAGAGGAGAACUAAUUGCCACUAAAUUAAGAGUCUAAUGCUUAUGGGGAUGGUUGGUGCAGGAUAUGGAAAGGUCACCUGGUGCAAGAAUGAAAAACGCUUACUAUGGGAUAAUGCCACAUUGGUCACUGCACAGGCAGUUUCACACUGGAUUACAGGUGAUCAGGUAAUCACAGGUAACCUGUGACUACCUGACCAGGCAAAUGCUUGAUUAGGAAUAGUGGAUGACAUUGUUUUUUUAAAUGGUAUGUAGGAUAAAAAGUAACUUAAUAACUUUUGUUUUGAGAUUACCAUUUACUGACAGUUUUAAAGAAAGUAUAUCAUUUAAUUUGUGUACUAGCUGGUCAUUAUAUCAAAGGAGAAGGCCUGUUUUAUAUGUUAUAUUGUGGACUCCCAUCUGUUAAAAGGUGUAUCUUAAAAUAUCUGAAAUCUUGUGGCAUUUGGUUAUGCGACUGUUCGUGAUGACGAUUAUGUAUUAAAACACAGAAAUUACUGCAAAAUGUGGUGCAGGUUACAAUA